This is a messenger RNA of Sphenostylis stenocarpa, 1398 nucleotides long. Lineage: Eukaryota; Viridiplantae; Streptophyta; Magnoliopsida; Fabales; Fabaceae. The record is from the annotation of a GenBank genome assembly.
AUGGGAGACGGAAGUGGGAGCCGGUGGAGCAGGGCGGAGUGGGUGCAGCAGUACGAUCUGUUAGGUAAAAUCGGUGAAGGGACUUACGGCCUGGUUUUUCUUGCCAGAACCAAACCCCCCUCUCCCUCCAAAUCCAUCGCCAUCAAGAAGUUCAAGCAGUCCAAGGACGGCGAUGGCGUCUCCCCCACCGCCAUCCGGGAAAUCAUGUUGCUCAGGGAGAUUACGCACGAGAACGUCGUGAAGCUCGUCAAUGUCCACAUCAACCACGCCGAUAUGUCGCUUUACCUGGCCUUCGAUUACGCGGAGCACGAUCUCUACGAAAUUAUAAGGCAUCACAGGGACAAACUCAACCAUUCUAUUAAUCAAUACACUGUUAAGUCUUUGCUCUGGCAGUUGCUCAAUGGAUUAAGUUAUCUGCACAGUAAUUGGAUGAUACAUCGAGAUUUGAAGCCAUCAAAUAUAUUGGUUAUGGGUGAAGGAGAGGAACAUGGAGUUGUUAAGAUUGCUGAUUUUGGACUUGCAAGGAUAUAUCAAGCUCCUCUGAAGCCACUAUCUGAUAAUGGGGUUGUUGUAACCAUUUGGUAUCGUGCACCUGAGUUGCUUCUUGGAGCAAAACAUUAUACAAGUGCUGUUGAUAUGUGGGCUGUGGGAUGCAUUUUUGCUGAGUUGUUGACCUUGAAGCCACUGUUUCAAGGGGUAGAAGUCAAAGCUACAUCAAAUCCCUUUCAGCUUGACCAACUUGACAAGAUAUUUAAGGUUUUAGGCCAUCCCACAUUAGAAAAGUGGCCUUCGUUAGCAAGUCUUCCACAUUGGCAACAAGAUGUGCAACAUAUACAAGGACACAAAUAUGACAACGCAGGCCUCUAUAAUGUUGUACACCUUUCUCCAAAGAGUCCUGCAUAUGACCUCUUGUCAAAGAUGCUUGAAUAUGAUCCUCGUAAACGUAUAACAGCAGCACAAGCUUUGGAGCAUGAGUAUUUCAAAAUUGAGCCAUUACCUGGACGGAAUGCACUUGUACCAUGUCAACUUGGAGAGAAAAUUGUUAAUUAUCCCACUCGUCCAGUGGACAACACAACUGAUCUCGAAGGGACAACCAAUCUGCCAUCUUCACAAGCGGUGGUAACUGCAGUUUCUGGUAGCAUGCCUGGUGCUCAUGGGUCUAAUAGAUCUGUCCCUCGGCCAAUGAAUGUUGUUGGAAUGCAAAGAUUGCCACCACAGGCAAUGGCGGCUUAUAAUCUCACAUCUCAGGCAGCCAUGGGUGACGGAAUGAAUCCUGGGAGUAUCUCAAAGCAACGAGGUGUUCCACAGGGCCAUCAGCCGCAACAGGUUUUGUGUUUUGCGGGAAUUGAGAUAGGGGAGAAGGGGUUUAACUUAUUUUUUUGUAUUUUUCUUUUGUAG